Messenger RNA from Notothenia coriiceps (black rockcod), 1755 nucleotides. It is a transcript of the gene msx1a, whose product is annotated as muscle segment homeobox 1a. The transcript is spliced from 2 exons. Gene Ontology annotation, biological process: embryonic morphogenesis; regulation of transcription by RNA polymerase II. The record is from RefSeq and is a predicted model, not a curated record. Gene Ontology annotation, cellular component: nucleus. Bases 103 to 942 code for a protein of 279 amino acids. Lineage: Eukaryota; Metazoa; Chordata; Actinopteri; Perciformes; Nototheniidae. Gene Ontology annotation, molecular function: RNA polymerase II transcription regulatory region sequence-specific DNA binding; DNA-binding transcription factor activity, RNA polymerase II-specific.
ACAUAAACAUGAGGAUACCGUCACCUUAGGGCGCAGCGCAGUAACUUUGCUUAACUCUUUGCACUGUACCCACGAGAGUCAACUAGUGCCAUUCGGACCUGUAUGGCCCCAUCGAUCGCCAUGUCAGCUUUAACCGCUGCUUUGAAAACCGAAGAGCUUCCCCCCCGCUCAGUGCUCGUCAGCCGGGUCGAGAUGCAGACCAGCCUGAGUCCCGUGGAGGAGCCCGUGAAGCCCAAAGUAGCUAUUUUGCCCUUCAGCGUCGAGGCGUUGAUGGCCGAUAGGAAACCCAGCAGAGAGGUGGUAUCACCGGAUGCCCUGUCCGUUCCCGGGACGUCACAUGUGCUGGGGAAGGGCAUUAGGAUGGGCUCGUUCGGUAGUCUGGAUACUCCUGCUUUACCCAUGAGCUCCCCGUUUUCGGUGGGCGACAUCAUGAACAUGUCUGACGACGUGUUGAUAAAACCCGAGAGCCCGGACAGUAACGAGAGAAAUUCAUGGCUACAGAGUCCCCGUUUUUCUCCGACGCCUCCACGAAGGCUGAGUCCUCCUGCGUGUCCCCUGCGUAAACACAAGACGAACAGAAAGCCCCGGACCCCCUUCACCACGUCCCAGCUGCUGGCUCUGGAGAGGAAGUUCCGGCAGAAGCAGUACCUUUCCAUCGCCGAGCGCGCAGAGUUCUCCAGCUCCCUUAACCUGACGGAAACACAGGUGAAAAUCUGGUUUCAGAACAGGAGGGCCAAAGCCAAGCGGCUGCAGGAGGCAGAACUUGAAAAAUUGAAAAUGGCAGCUAAACCUAUGCUGCCUCCAGCUUUCGGGAUUUCCUUUCCUCUCGGUGCGCACCCCGCGUCCUAUGGCUCGCACCCGUUCCACAGGCACUCGCUGCCGGUUUCCCCCAUGGGACUGUACGCCGCGCACGUCGGAUACAGUAUGUACCACCUCGCUUGAAAUGGAUGAAGGACAAGGGGAAAGUGCAGUGGGACAAAAGGGGGUUUAGACUACUUUCUGAGGGCUCCGAGCAAGAAGAGGGGCCCGAGGACAGGUGACUUUUUACUAAAUAAAGAGGCAUCCUGGCGGUGAGCUCAGUGUCAAGUCCUGUCAGGGGGCCAAGACCUCCAAACUGACCCCCUUCUGAGGAGCUUGACGUUUAUCCCUUCUCUUGACCUCGCCAGUAAGUUCACACACUGCAAAAAUAAUCCAACUUUAUUAGUCACUUAAUUUUGAGUCUUAAAUCUGUUUUUUGUCAGUUUACUUAAUUAUAAUGCCAAUCAAUAGAUAUCUUAUUUCAGAAAGUAAUCUGAGAGUGAGACCAAAUGACUUUAAGGUGGAAAUGUUUGCGUUGAAGAAGUGGACAACAUUGCAGUAGGUGAAGUGUGGACAGUAAAGUAUGGACAGUCUCUGUGCUACAAUGUGUGAAAGAUAGCCCCAUCAUACCGUCAGGUAGAAGGGCUAUUAAACCAGCUUCUAUGAGUAAGUGGGACUCCGCUCAGCAUGACAUUUUGCCCCAACAAACUUAUUUUAGGAUUUCCUCAGUGGUCUGCUGUCACACUGCAAAAAAACAAACACUUUCGUAUCAAUGCGUAAUGCUCUUUGGAGAACCCCAGCAUUUGUUUUUAUAACAACACUGUCUGUUGUUGGAAUGAUUCCCUUCGGAAGGGAUAUGUGUACUGUAAAAUAUUGUAUAUAUUUGAAGAAUAUCCUCAUUUAUAUUAUGAAUAUAUUUGUGACAUAACUUAACAAUAAAUUGUUUAUUCUUUUUCA